Molecule: messenger RNA, 1715 nt
Organism: Symphalangus syndactylus (siamang)
Lineage: Eukaryota; Metazoa; Chordata; Mammalia; Primates; Hylobatidae
Gene: CALML6
Product: calmodulin like 6
Cellular component (GO): myosin II complex
Molecular function (GO): calcium ion binding
Source: RefSeq, a predicted model, not a curated record
GAGAGUUGUCGGGGUGGAGACUUGCCAGGGCCAUGAGGCCAGUGCAGUUCUCUGUGUCUCUGUACCCAGCUGGCCUGUACCUGGGGACCCCAAGCCAGAACCCAGGAUGGGCCCUGGCCUGGGUGCUGUGGCUCCCUCCAUUCUAUGCCCCUGGGGGAAGGUGUUCAGUGUGUGAAUUGUUCCCUGCCUCAGCCCAGGGGAAAGCUGAGGCCAGGAAGCAGCCAGGAUGAAGGUCAGGGCCUCCCUUGGCCCCAUCAGAUCUCUUGGCCCCACCAGACCCAGGGCCGCUUCCCUCCAGCCCUGGCUCCUGUUUGGCUGGAGGUGCCCCGGGCUGUUGGCCUGCCCUCGUCAGCAUCAAUCUUGCAGUCUCAGCAGCUGGCCUGGGUCUCAGCGGGAGGCAUCCCGUAGCUUCAGGUUUUCUGGCAAGGCAGAGGGUUGGGCUGGCGGGGAACACUGAGUGCCACACCCGCGCAGACUCUUCAUGCCAUCAAGGGGCCAGUCAGGGGGCAAGUGUGAGUGUGACCCUGAGGGCCCUGACCUGCCACUGCAAACCUCACACUCCUGCCUGGGUGGGGCAGGGAGGAGCUGGACCCCGGCUUUGGGAGUCUGGUGGGUAAUUAGACCCAGACAGGGAGGGCUCAGUGUGGGUCUGAGGAGGGAACACAUGUGUGCAGGCGUGUGCGCCACUGUGGCAUGUUGAUACUGACCAGCCUGGGCACCAGGCCCCCUCGGGAGCCAGCUUUGCUGUUCUGAGUGGAAGGGAGGUCAGGUUUCCCUGAGAAACCUCAAAAUAGCCCCCAACUGUGCCUGGCUUCCAGCGGGCAGCCCAGCCCCCAGGCCCUGUCUUGCUCCCUUUCCCCCUUCACCCCCAGCCCUUGUCCUGCUGUCUCCUCCCUGAAUGGUGGACCCUCAGCCCCUCCUGUACAAGGUGGUCAAGGGGUGCCUCAUGCAUUUGUUCAUUCGACCUGUCCUGAGAGUUUGUGACAUGCUGGCACGGGGCCAAUGUUGAGUCCACCAGAAUGGGAGGGUGGCCAGACUCUGAGCCACUGGGCACCAGCUGGCCAGGAUGGGUCUUCAACAAGAAAUCUCACUGCAGCCCUGGUGCCACCACCCUGCAGAAUCCUGUCCGACAACCACCGACAUGACAGAGCGCCUGUCGGCCGAACAGAUCAAGGAGUACAAGGGAGUCUUUGAGAUGUUCGACGAAGAGGGCAACGGGGAGGUGAAGACGGGGGAACUGGAGCGGCUCAUGAGCCUGCUGGGCAUCAAUCCCACCAAGAGUGAGCUGGCCUCGAUGGCCAAGGACGUGGACAGAGAUAACAAAGGGUUCUUCAACUGCGAUGGUUUCCUGGCACUAAUGGGAGUUUACCAUGAGAAGGCCCAGAACCAGGAGAGCGAGCUGAGGGCGGCAUUCCGCGUCUUCGACAAAGAGGGCAAGGGCUACAUUGACUGGAACACACUCAAGUACGUGCUCAUGAACGCAGGGGAGCCCCUCAACGAGGUGGAGGCAGAGCAGAUGAUGAAGGAGGCCGACAAGGACGGGGACGGGACCAUCGACUAUGAGGAGUUUGUGGCCAUGAUGACCGGGGAGUCCUUCAAGCUGAUCCAGUAGGUGCAGCUGCCGCAGCCGGGGGAGGCCUGCCUGGGAAGGCCGCUGCCCCUGCCCCUGGCCCCCCACUCCCCCGGCUCUGUGUAAAAUAAAUGUUCCAGCCUAA